AUGGAAAAACAAUGGGAAAAGUAUCAAAUUUUACAUUCUAAAGAUGUAAUACUUGAAGACUCACAUGAAUGGACUUUAGACACACUACGACAUGUUGGGGGAUUAGAUAUAUCAUUUUCAACAAAUCACCCAAACCUUGCAAUUGAAAAGUAUCCUGAGUUAUAUCCAGAAGUUGUUCUUGUUGAUGGGAAUGGAUACUAUCAUCCUCGAAGAUUUGGUUCUGCAACUCAUGUUGGAAUUUAUUGUGAUAUACCGUCAAUUGGUGUUGCAAAGACUGUAUUAUGUGUUGAUGGGAUAGGAAAGAAGGAGAUUAACAUAGUUACUUCACAAAUCAAAGCAGGUGAAUCAACGACAAUUAGUACUUCAAGUGGAGAAGUGUUGUGUGGGGUUAUAAGAAGUAGGGGUGGUAGUAUAAAUCCAAUUGUUGUUAGUUGUGGGCAUAAAGUUUCACUUUCAACAGCAGUAAUUAUAUGUAAAGAAUGUUGUUUACAUAAAAUCCCAGAGCCUAUUCGACUAGCUGAUUUAAUUUCAAGAAAUUUGUUAAGGAAUGAAGGACUUCUCCCACACAUGAAUUCUAAAUAA
Messenger RNA from Entamoeba dispar SAW760, 582 nucleotides. RefSeq names its product endonuclease V, putative. Gene Ontology annotation, molecular function: single-stranded RNA binding; RNA endonuclease activity producing 5'-phosphomonoesters, hydrolytic mechanism. NCBI's taxonomy places the organism in Eukaryota, Evosea, Mastigamoebida, Endamoebidae. Bases 1 to 582 code for a protein of 193 amino acids. Gene Ontology annotation, cellular component: nucleolus; cytoplasm. The record is from RefSeq and is a predicted model, not a curated record. The transcript is spliced from 4 exons. Gene Ontology annotation, biological process: DNA repair.